Messenger RNA from Xenia sp. Carnegie-2017, 1823 nucleotides. Its product is annotated as alpha-(1,3)-fucosyltransferase 11-like. Lineage: Eukaryota; Metazoa; Cnidaria; Anthozoa; Malacalcyonacea; Xeniidae. Gene Ontology annotation, cellular component: membrane. The coding region runs from base 238 to 1578 and encodes 446 amino acids. The transcript is spliced from 2 exons. Gene Ontology annotation, molecular function: alpha-(1->3)-fucosyltransferase activity. The record is from RefSeq and is a predicted model, not a curated record.
GCAUCAAUUCGCUUUGGACGCCCGACUGAAGACUGCCCAGUGUGUUUCAGCCAGUGUGUUACGAAUUGAGGGCUCUGAUCUUGGCCGCCACGACAAGUCUACAAUUCAAUUCAUUUAAGUUUUCCAAACACAGCUAGGCAGCGAAUCCUAUUAUCAAUACGAAAAAGCGUACGAAGUUUCAACUUAUGUAGAUAUAGGUUUUACAGAACAGCUCGAUCUACUCUCGUUUACGUAAAUAUGGCCACUUUAUCUCAUAAGGGAUGUAGUAGGCAGUUCCGCAUAUCCAUCGUUUUAUUUGUUGUGGGUUUUAUUACGAUCAUCUAUCUUCACAAAAAUGAGUUUCUAAUAACAUCUACUUAUAAAUCUGAAACAACGUCUACUCGUCAAUCUGAAACAACGUCUACUCGUCAAUCUGAAACAACGUCUACUCGUCAAUCUGAAACAACGCCUACUCGUCAAUCUGCAACAACGUCUACUCGUCAACCUGAAACAACGUCUACUCAUCAACUUGGAACAACUUCUACUAAUGAAUCUGAAACAGUGUCUACUUAUAAAUCUGAAACAACGUCUACCAUUUCAAUAAAUAUAACAUCGUCUCCAUUACGAACAGGUAAAAUAGUUCUUUUGUUUUGGAGUAAAUAUUUUGGUGGUUCACCCUCAUUUUUUGAAGUAAACCUGCCGAAAGGUGACAAAGAAGGCGAGUGUCCUGUGGCCUGUGAGGUUACAUCAGACCAUCAGCGAGCUAAAGACGCAAAUGGAUUUAUUGUACAUUCAAGAGAUCCAUAUCCUCUACCUCCAUCAAAAGAUGUUCCCUGGAUCCUAACGGGUCUGGAAAAUCCUGUUUAUACUCCUGUACUUUCUGACGGCAACUAUAUGUCACAGUUUCAAUUGUCGAGAAGCUAUCGACUUGAUUCUGAUUUUCCUACACCACUCUUCACAAAGCCAAAUUUAGAUCCACCGGUUCCGUUUGAGAAAAGAACGGGAGGAAUAAUUGCUACUUUUUCCCACUGCGAACCUGUCAGGACAGCGUAUCUAAGACAUCUCAUGAAACAUGUUCAUGUAGAUUCCUAUGGUGGAUGUUUACAUAAUAAAGAUGGUAUGGUAGGACGCUGGGCACCAAACCAUAUAGAAUCAAAACAAGAUGUGGAAAAAUCAUACAAGUUUGUUAUUGUGUUUUUUAACCAAGAUUGUGAUUACUAUGUUGAUGAAAAAAUUCUCAAUGCACUUAACGUAGGUGCAAUACCUGUGGUGAUGAGCACGGAUAAAAUUUAUGAUUUUUUGCCUGGAAAUCUGAAAAAUGCCAUUAUCAAUGUCCGAGAUUUUAAGUCUCCCAAAGAAUUGGCGGAGCGACUUAAGUUUCUAAUGAACAACAAGAUUGAGUAUAACAAGUUCUUGGAAUGGAAAGUAAAAGGUUUAGGUCAUAUUAACGACACUGUGAUUGGAAGAUAUUGGGAAAGUAAAUUUAGACAAUGGUGUUAUGUGUGCCAGGGAGUAGCGGAUGGAAAAGGGCACAAAGAAGGUCUUAAACCUGACUUUUGUAAACCAAGAGACUAUAAAGACUUGGGAAUUACACCGUAGUGACCUUGGUACACAUGACGGACUGGUCGAAAAACUGAAAUAUUUUUCACACGGAACACGCAAGUAGAAGGUGUUUAUUAAGUGGCUGUCGAGUGCAAGUAUUUUAUGAAGGAAAUCAAUUUUUUGACCCGCAUUAAUACUUUCCGUAUCAAACAUUUGAAGAUGAAUGAAAUUAUAGAAACAAUUUACUGUAUGUAAAUGAUAUGUACCGAGUUAGUAAGGAAUUAAACUGUUUGAUAUCUGCA